Molecule: messenger RNA, 3797 nt
Organism: Atta colombica
Lineage: Eukaryota; Metazoa; Arthropoda; Insecta; Hymenoptera; Formicidae
Gene: Cbl
Product: E3 ubiquitin-protein ligase CBL-B
Exons: 9
Coding region: 528-2795 (755 amino acids)
Biological process (GO): negative regulation of epidermal growth factor-activated receptor activity; cell surface receptor signaling pathway
Cellular component (GO): plasma membrane; membrane raft
Molecular function (GO): calcium ion binding; SH3 domain binding; receptor tyrosine kinase binding
Source: RefSeq, a predicted model, not a curated record
AGCCCGAGUAGCAGUGAUCGGACUGACAUACGGAGUACACGAGAGUACGGGACACUCUCGUGGCCUUGCGCUCGAUCUCGCUCACACACAGUUAGUGUCCAUUCAUUCAGUGUCGUUGAAUUCGUCGCGAGUUCUUCACGGAGCAUCCGGCUUAACCGUCGGCUAAAAUUGUCGCAGUGAUUGUGAGAGAGAACGAGAAAGAGAGAGAAAGAGAGAGAAAUAAAAUGCGGUAUCGCGCGAGAUUCCGGCAUUGCAUCCCGUGUCCGUGGCUUCGCGAGAAUAUUGUCGUGGCCGCGGCCACGUUUUGCUGAGAUAUGCGCGGUAUGCCCGAUCUGUCCGCGUCAUUCCGCAGUGUGUUUGUGCGGGUUAAUCUCAAGUAUAGCGCGAGUGUUCGCUACCGCGUGAUAGUAUAUACAGGUAGAGUGUGGGGUGCGAAUAAAGGAGAAAAGAGAGGACAAGUGUAUGUUCGGUUAGGAGAGGCAGGAAGAGAUAUCCGUGUAUUAUAACGAGCAUUCCCGCACGUCAAGAUGUCGUCGUCCGGACACAGCAGUCGCACUCGCGCCGUCCACAUCGGCUCGAUCUUCCAGAAGCUACACGGUCGCUUCGCGGACGCGAUGACGCCGCCUAAGCUCUCAACCGACAAACGUACACUCGACAAGACCUGGAAGUUAAUGGACAAGGUCGUGAAACUCUGCCAGCACCAGCGUAUGAACCUUAAGAACUCGCCACCAUUUAUCCUCGAUAUUCUGCCCGACACGUAUCAGCGAUUGCGGCUCAUCUACAGCAAAUAUGAGGACCGUAUGCAGAUGUUGCACAGCAAUGAACACUUCUGCGUGUUCAUCAACAAUCUGAUGCGUAAGUGCAAACAGGCGAUCAAACUGUUCAAGGAGGGUAAGGAGAAGAUGUUCGAUGAGACGUCGCACUAUCGCCGUAAUCUUACCAAACUCAGCCUCGUCUUCAGCCACAUGCUGUCCGAGCUGAAGGCCAUAUUUCCCAAUGGAAUGUUCGCCGGCGAUCAGUUUCGCAUCACCAAGGCGGACGCGGCUGAAUUCUGGAAGGAGCGCUUCGGGAACAGUACAUUAGUACCGUGGAAGGUGUUCAGACACGAAUUGAAUCAGGUUCAUCCGAUCAGCACGGGAUUGCAAGCAAUGGCCCUAAAAUCCACGAUAGAUUUGACGUGUAAUGAUUAUAUCUCCAACUUUGAAUUCGAUGUAUUCACGAGGCUGUUUCAACCGUGGUCAACUCUUCUACGCAACUGGAAAAUUCUGGCUGUAACGCAUCCUGGCUACGUGGCUUUCCUUACGUACGAUGAAGUGAAAGCCCGUUUGCAAAAAUAUUGCAUUACCAAGCCUGGAAGCUAUGUAUUUCGGUUAAGUUGUACGAGGCUGGGACAAUGGGCAAUUGGUUAUGUCACGUCUGACGGUGAUAUUUUACAAACUAUACCACACAACAAGAGUCUAUGCCAAGCGUUAUUGGACGGCUACCGGGAAGGCUUCUACUUAUAUCCGGAUGGUCGAAAUAUAAAUCCAGACUUGACAUGGGCAGUGCAACCAACGCCAGAAGAGCAUAUUAAAGUAACGGCGGAACAAUAUGAAUUAUACUGCGAAAUGGGUAGCACAUUUCAAUUGUGUAAGAUCUGCGCCGAGCAUGACAAGGAUGUAAGGAUAGAACCUUGCGGUCAUCUUCUCUGUACUCCAUGUCUUACAGCUUGGCAGGAUUCUGAAGGACAAGGUUGUCCAUUUUGUCGAGCUGAGAUUAAAGGCACUGAGCAAAUCGUCGUAGAUCCGUUCGACCCGCGAAGAACUCACAGACCUGGGGCACAUUCGGCAUCUGCUAGUAACGCAUCAACUCCCACGCGGGAUCUCGACCCCGACACCGAGUCGUACAACAGUCGUGCGCAAGCACAGGAUAUAAUGGAGCUAUGCAAUGGCAAUUGCAGUCUCAUAUGCGAUGACUCAGACGAGGAAGACGAUUCUAGUCUCACAAAUUCGCCGGUGCCGCCGCGGAGAAUUGUUCCAAGUCCGCCUUUACCGCCCAGGAGACCCUCGCCAUCGCCUACACCAAACAAUCACCUCAGAAACGGACGUCAUCUGACAGUGCCGAAGGAAAAUGCUCCGCCACCACCGUCAGCGGUCACAGUAAUAUUAAAUUAUACCGACAACACUCAGCAAAAUAAUAAAGUGAACACAGAGGCGAGAUACGAUAUGCUGCACCGCGCAUCUUCGCCGUCGUCAGUGCCGCCAAUACCGCCUGUGCCAUCAACGACGGUGGUGAAAGUUCAUCCACGACGUUCCUACGGGAAUCACGCGACAGGCACCCCGCAACGACAAUCGCAGCCACCGCCGACAUUGCCAGAAAAAGCAUGUCGCGUCACUGCAACCAACUCGACAAUGAGUCAAACUGGAGGUCCAAGUAACAACGUGCCUCCUGUACCGCCGCCUUUGUCAGCACCACGGCCACCGAAGACUAGCAAGGAAGGUGGCAUCCGUCAAGACCAUCAUUAUGAGAACACGAUUGUGAUCUGCGGUACGAGUCAACAUGUUGUAAAGAACAUUAACCUGGAAGCAAACAGGGCACGUCUCACGGCACUGAUGAGAACAAGAGAUGAUCCGGGUGGUGGACCGAUAACCAAGCCGGAAUCGGCGGCGUACGAGAAUGUCAAUGUCGAGCAUAUCACAAGGCUGACGGCGCUCGGUUUCGCGCAGGACGCCGUGAUUAGGGCACUCGGCAUCACCAGGAACGAUCUCGAGAUGGCAUGUGACAUAUUGCAUGAAUUUGCCACAAAAUCCUCCUGACCAGGGCCGAACACUGAAGUCUCAUGACUGGCCUUACCUGCUAGACGGUAUUUUUGACAGAGAACGCGUGCGAACUUUUGUAAGUCCCACCUCUGAUACGAUGAUUCACAGACAUACAUCGCGCAUUCUCACCGAUCUCACGGUUAAUACGUUAUCAGCGGUGUUCCAUUUUAUGUUUCGAACUGUGAGUGGGAGAGAUACGCUUGCCUUGCAGACAGUGAGCGCCGAGUCACCGAUGGAGAGAAACUGGGAAUGGGAGAGCUUUUGAAGCAUCUUUGAAAACAUCGGAACACAGAUUUCACGGAUUAUUCCUCGUUACAUAUUGAUUUUCUUCAACCAUAAAUUUCAAACGUUUUCGUUUCCUGACGUAUAGGAGAUUGUCUACGCGUGAUUUCGCCAUACAUGGCACAUGAACGGCAAGAUGUAAAUAAAAGCGACCAAAGACAACUUACGUCUGCCGAAGUAUUUCUUUACAAACCAACAUACAUAGCACGAGCAAAAUAACACGUGUCCCGUAUUCUCCUUAUAGUAAUCUCUCUCCUGAGCGUAGUUAUUACUUCGUUCCUUGAUAUACUUAAGAUAAAGAUUAAUUAUAUAUUUGCGCACUAUAAGAUUUCGCUUACACGUACGUAUGUAUAUACGUCUGAAAGCGCUCCUCGAAAGUCUUCGGUCGCUCGUUUUUCACAUUUUGUAUUAUACAGAAUAUUUCAUGCAACGAACACGUGAUUCGAGAUAUCGCGUUGUUCCAGGAAACGUGUUUAGAAAUUGCGAAAUUAUUCAAUCGAAGGCAAUACAAAUUGUUCUACCGUUUAACCGAUGUACACAUGUGCACGCGCACGCGCACACACACACACACACACACACACACACACACACACACACAUUUCAGAUAUAAUUAUACAUAGAGCAUCGGUUCGCUAGAUCAUUUCACUGUAUAAAUGUAUAACGAUAGUACUGAUGGAAAGUAUAUUAGACGAAAAAUGCCUGGCACUUAAUUUUGUA